UUUCUGUCGCCUUCCGUAAGACCGACGUUCUCAUCACGCAUGCGCAGCCCGGGAAGUUCUUUCUUUCUAAUUUUUUUCCCCCUUCUCACCUCUAGUUCUGCGAGCUGAUCCACGCGGGGUCUUUCCUUCUGCAGCGGGCGGCGUGAAAUAUGCUUUUCUAUUCCUUCUUCAAAUCCCUAGUAGGGAAGGACGUAGUAGUGGAAUUGAAGAAUGACUUGAGCAUCUGUGGGACCUUACAUUCUGUAGAUCAGUACCUGAAUAUUAAGCUGACAGACAUUAGUGUGACAGAUCCAGAAAAAUAUCCUCAUAUGUUGUCGGUCAAGAAUUGCUUCAUUCGGGGCUCUGUGGUCCGGUACGUCCAGCUUCCGGCUGACGAGGUGGACACCCAACUCUUGCAAGAUGCGGCUCGUAAGGAAGCCCUCCAGCAGAAGCAGUGAUGAAUUUUUAUUAUUAUUUUUUUUUAAUUCUCCCUGUGUGACUUGACCUUCCCUGAAGAACAGCUGCAGAAUGGUGGAAGGUCAUGUUAUCUUUUUCUCUGGGAAGUACCAGCAAAGUUAGCAUUGUAAAUACGGCCAUCUGCAGUACGUUCUUGGGAUACAGACGAUGCUUCCACUUGCUAAUGUUUUGUUCCUUCUGAAUGCUGCAUCCGUAGUGGUUACAGAUGUUCGCGCCAACCUCCUCCGUCUCCUAGGACUGCUGGAGAUGAAGGACGGUGAGCACUAAAUUGAAGAAGAAAUCUUAGGUCUCCUCUUUCCAAUGUAAAGCCAGUAAUAAAAUCCUUCCAUUGCUCUUCCUUGCUCUCUUCAGCAUUCAGUGAAUGGCACUGCUAUGUAGCAGGAAACUCCACUUUUGGUCAAGGAUUGAUACUCAACCAUGAAAAUAUAAUUAUUUCUGUAGCUUGCUUGCCCUGCAGAGUGUCCUAAACAUGGGUUUUCUUCAUGUAUUACCAGCCCAUUCUAAUUUCUUUAAUUUCCUUCUCUCCCAAUGCAGCACAGCUAAUGCUAAUGUGAUUUUUUUUCCCCAUGUCGGUGUAUUUCCUAUUUAUAGGAUUUGAAGUGAUGCUUUUUCUUUGGAAUUCCGGCAGGUUGGAAAGGAGACCUGCAAACUCCCCAAGUAUGGAGGGUGUCCAUUUUAUUUUUGUUGUACACACACGAUAAUAUCCUAUUAAGUGUCAAUCCAGGCUUUCUUCGUUGCAAUAUAAAAUGGCAGCUGUGUUUUCCCUGGCCAUUAGAAAAAAGUUGCAGGUCGAAUCCUGCCAUUUUUGAGUUUUUUUUUAAACAUUUCACUGGUUUUGUUGUUGCCUUUUGUAUUGUUAUUCUUACGUUUUAUGGGAUUUGCACGUUUUUUAGGAAGACUUUUUGAAAGCAUAAAUGAUUUGUUAAACAGAAAGUGGACAAUUAAAAGUUUGAUUUGAAAGACAGAA
Messenger RNA from Ahaetulla prasina, 1423 nucleotides. RefSeq names its product LSM2 homolog, U6 small nuclear RNA and mRNA degradation associated (gene LSM2). The coding region runs from base 150 to 437 and encodes 95 amino acids. Gene Ontology annotation, cellular component: catalytic step 2 spliceosome; U6 snRNP; precatalytic spliceosome. The transcript has 5 exons. Gene Ontology annotation, biological process: mRNA splicing, via spliceosome. NCBI's taxonomy places the organism in Eukaryota, Metazoa, Chordata, Lepidosauria, Squamata, Colubridae. Gene Ontology annotation, molecular function: RNA binding. The record is from RefSeq and is a predicted model, not a curated record.